Messenger RNA from Ochotona princeps (American pika), 674 nucleotides. RefSeq names its product cytosolic iron-sulfur assembly component 2B (gene CIAO2B). Gene Ontology annotation, biological process: iron-sulfur cluster assembly. NCBI's taxonomy places the organism in Eukaryota, Metazoa, Chordata, Mammalia, Lagomorpha, Ochotonidae. The transcript has 5 exons. Gene Ontology annotation, cellular component: cytosolic [4Fe-4S] assembly targeting complex. The coding region runs from base 30 to 524 and encodes 164 amino acids. The record is from RefSeq and is a predicted model, not a curated record.
CCGCCGGGUGUAGGCGCGCCGGUGCGGCGAUGGUGGGAGGCGGCGGCGGCGGAGGGGACGGCCUGCUGGAGAAUGCGAACCCUCUCAUCUACGAGCGCUCCGGGGAGCGGCCGGUGACGGCGGGGGAGGAGGACGAGCAGGUCCCCGAUAGCAUUGACGCUCGCGAGAUCUUCGAUCUCAUCCGCUCCAUCAAUGACCCGGAGCACCCGCUGACGCUGGAGGAGCUGAACGUGGUAGAGCAGGUGCGGGUUCAGGUAAGCGAUCCUGAGAGCACAGUGGCUGUGGCCUUCACGCCCACUAUUCCACACUGCAGCAUGGCCACCCUUAUCGGCCUGUCCAUCAAGGUCAAGCUUCUGCGGUCCCUUCCUCAGCGGUUCAAGAUGGAUGUGCACAUCACUCCAGGAACCCACGCCUCGGAGCACGCAGUGAACAAGCAGCUUGCGGACAAGGAGCGGGUGGCAGCUGCCCUGGAAAACACCCACCUUCUGGAGGUCGUCAAUCAGUGCCUGUCAGCUCGCUCCUGAACCUGGCUUCCAGCCCCUGACCUGCCACCUUUACCAGUGUCCUACACCCCACUCCCCGCAGGGCUCACGCCCUGAUUUUCCUUCAAAUGCAAUGAGAAACUAAUGUUUGCAUUUUGUAAUAAACUCUUAAUUUAUAUUCAUUUCCCAACA